Racocetra fulgida is the source of this 204-nucleotide messenger RNA. Lineage: Eukaryota; Fungi; Glomeromycota; Glomeromycetes; Diversisporales; Gigasporaceae. The record is from the annotation of a GenBank genome assembly.
AUGCAAUUGCCAACUAUCUUGCAAUCUCUCAACAGUGAUACUAAAAGAUAUAUCAUGAAAUGGGCGAAUAUUGUUCGAGAAAAACACAGUUCAGAUGAUGUUGACAGCGAUGAUGAUGAUAAUAUAACUUAUUAUGGAGAUCCUCUUCUCAUAAUUGAAUGGAAUGAAACUGGACUUAUUCAACGAAAUAUUCAAAAAAAUACU